AUGCUCGGCUCCGACGAGAAGCGCCGCCGGACCUUGGCCGCCGCCAUCCCGGACGACCUGCUCAUCUCCGAGGUCUGGUGCGUCUGCCGCUCGUGGCGCGACGGGAUCGCCGGCGCCGCCUUCGUCCACCGCCACCUCGAGCUGUCCCGCUCCAGCCCACCCUCCGUGCUUGCCAUACCCCGCGAGGUCGACCCGCACGACGCCUACGCGACGACGUCCGGUGAGAUCAGCUUCCACCGCCUCCUCCUACCACCGCCAGAACAGGCGCUGGGCACCAUUGGCACCGAGCUCAUCUUCGAGAAGGCGUGGCCGGAGGGCAUCACGCGCCUUAUCAUACCGACGCACCGCGACGGUUUGGUCGCGAUCGCCACGGCCACGAAUCACAGGGUGUUCGUCUGCAACCCGGCAACAAGAGAGUUCGUCGCGCUGCCGCUCGGCAGCCAUAACGAGCUACUACAUCUAGCGAGAUGCUGGUACUUCUACCGGAACUUCGGUGAGGUAUCCUUCGACGAGGCCACCGGCGAGUGGUCGCAGGACUGCACCGUCGGCCACGAGGUCUUCACGCUCGGCGCCGGCGACUCCUGGGAGGCCACCGAAUGCCCGCCGCACGCCGCCGGAGUUCAAAGGCCUGUAUGCACACGGCAGGCCUUCUACUGGCACGCCGUCGAAGAGCCACUUCUGAUUUGGUUCGGCCUGCGGGACAGGACGUUCGCGGUGGUGCCACGCCCUCCGGCCGGAUGGAGCCCCCACGACGACAUGGCGGACCUGGACGGGAGGCUGUGCAACGCCCACGCCGGCGCAGAGGCGGCGGCGUUCCAUGUCUGGCUGGCAGACGACAGGCCUGAGCUGCAGUGGUCGUUGCAGUUCCGCAUUGAGCUCCUCUACCCGCCGGACGAUCCCGAUAUCAUCCACUACAUGAGGCCGGUUAUCUCCGUUGGGAGCAAGAUGUUGUUAGCAGUGGUGGGCAAGUGCUCCUACCUGUUCUGGGGCACCAUGACGAACGAAGCUCAGCAAGAAGCGGUGGACUUGCAUCACGAGGUGCAGUACGAGCGACCGGACGGAAGCAAGUGCAUGAGCCAAUCGCAGGACGGAAGCUGA
Messenger RNA from Setaria italica (foxtail millet), 1098 nucleotides. RefSeq lists its product as uncharacterized. The record is from RefSeq and is a predicted model, not a curated record. The coding region runs from base 1 to 1098 and encodes 365 amino acids. The transcript has 3 exons. NCBI's taxonomy places the organism in Eukaryota, Viridiplantae, Streptophyta, Magnoliopsida, Poales, Poaceae.